This is a messenger RNA of Polyodon spathula (Mississippi paddlefish), 4878 nucleotides long. Its product is annotated as synaptic vesicle glycoprotein 2C-like. Gene Ontology annotation, cellular component: membrane. The record is from RefSeq and is a predicted model, not a curated record. Gene Ontology annotation, biological process: chemical synaptic transmission; transmembrane transport. NCBI's taxonomy places the organism in Eukaryota, Metazoa, Chordata, Actinopteri, Acipenseriformes, Polyodontidae. Gene Ontology annotation, molecular function: transmembrane transporter activity. The coding region runs from base 313 to 2496 and encodes 727 amino acids. The transcript is spliced from 13 exons.
CACUCUCUUUCAACACUGCAGAGGCUGACUGCAACGUCAAAAAAAAAAAAAGAAAGAAAAAAAAUUAAGAAAACCCCACUAGCAGCCAUUUUACGCUGGGAUAGCAUCUAAAGUCUCCUCAAGACUUAAAUAGCUAUUUUUUGCUAUGGGUAUACGGUAUUAGUACUACUGACUGUAUCUUCUCUCUGUCACAGGCCUGUUACCACCACUACUACUCCUGCUGGGGACAUGCUUAAAUGGUGAUCCCUUAGAGCCCCUUAUCUGUUGUCAUCCCACCAGUUCCUUAUUACUUGUGCAAGCGGCGAAGACAGAAUGGACGAUACGUACCGGGACAGGACAUCAUUAGUUAAGGGGGCGAAAGAAAUCGCAAGGGAGGCGAAGCGGCAAGCUGUGAAGAAAGUGAACAAAGCCGUGGACCGGGCACAGGACGAGUACACCCACCGCUCCUACAGCCGCUUCCAGGACGAGGAGGAGGAGGAGGAAGACUGCAAUUACAAGCAGGGCGGCCAGUACGGAGAGCCAGCCAACGAUGACGAGGGCUCCAGUGACGCCACGGAAGGCCACGAUGAAGAAGACGAAAUCUACGAGGGCGAGUACCAGGGCAUCCCCAACACGGGCCAGGCCAAGGACAACCAGGUUGACCUGGGGCAGGCCGUGAUGGGCAAGGACCGGCGGGAGCUGGAUUCAGAGCGCCAGGCUGACGAGGAGGAGCUGGCCCAGCAGUACGAGCUCAUCAUCCAGGAGUGUGGGCACGGCCGCUUCCAGUGGCAGCUCUUCUUCGUUCUGGGCAUGGCUCUCAUGGCAGACGGGGUGGAGGUCUUCGUUGUGGGGUUUGUGCUCCCCAGCGCAGAGACAGAUAUGUGCGUCCCCAACUCUGGAGCAGGGUGGCUGGGCAGCAUUGUGUACUUGGGGAUGAUGGUGGGGGCGUUCUUCUGGGGUGGCAUGGCGGACAAGGUGGGCAGAAGGCAGACGCUGCUGAUCUGCAUGUCUGUCAAUGGAUUCUUCGCUUUCCUCUCCUCCUUUGUUCAAGGCUAUGGGUUGUUCCUGCUCUGUCGCGUGUUCUCAGGGUUUGGAAUUGGAGGAGCCGUUCCAGUUGUAUUCUCCUACUUCGCUGAGGUGCUGGCGAGGGAGAAGAGAGGAGAGCACCUGAGCUGGCUGUGCAUGUUCUGGAUGAUAGGAGGAAUCUAUGCCUCAGCCAUGGCUUGGGCCAUCAUACCACAUUAUGGCUGGAGUUUCAGCAUGGGCUCAGCCUACCAGUUUCACAGCUGGCGAGUGUUUGUGGUUGUAUGUGCCUUUCCCUGCGUCUGCUCUGUCGUGUCUCUCACCUUCAUGCCAGAAAGCCCAAGAUACUUUUUGGAGGUUGGAAAGCAUGACGAAGCCUGGAUGAUUCUUAAACAGAUCCACGAUACCAACAUGAGAGCUCGUGGGCAGCCAGAAAAGGUCUUUACUGUUAACAGAAUCAAGACUCCGAAGCAGAUUAAUGAGCUGAUUGAGAUGCAGGCUGAGACUGGAAACUGGUUUUCAAGGGGCUUCGCACAAAUCCGCUCAGAGCUCUAUGGGAUUUGGUUGACGUUUAUGAGGUGCUUCCACUACCCUGUGAAAGAUAAUACCAUUAAGCUUGCGAUCGUCUGGUUUACACUGUCUUUUGGUUACUAUGGCCUGUCCGUCUGGUUUCCUGAUGUCAUCAAUCACCUGCAGUCUGACGAGUACGCAUCAAGGGUCAAAACCUUCAGCAAGGAGAGACUCGCCAACUUCACUUUCAACUUUACUUUGGAGAACCAGAUCCACAGUGACGGAGAAUACAUCAACAACAGGUUCAUUGGCAUGAAAUUCAAAUCAGUAACCUAUAUAGACUUCACCUUCAAGAACUGUUACUUUGACGACGUUACUUCACUGAGCACAUACUUCAGGAACUGUACCUUUUUAGAAACCACCUUCUAUAACACAGAUAUCGAGGAAUCCAAGUUCAUCAACACAGAGGUGAUAAACAGCACGUUUCAUCACAACAAGACUGGCUGUCAGAUGACCUUUGACGAUGACUAUAGUGCCUACUGGGUCUACUUUGUGAACUUCCUGGGCACGCUAGCAGUGCUGCCUGGGAAUAUUGUGUCAGCGCUGCUCAUGGAUAAGAUUGGACGCUUGACAAUGUUAGGUGGCUCUAUGGUCCUUUCUGGAAUCAGCUGCUUUUUUCUGUGGUUUGGAACCAGUGAGUCGAUGAUGAUAGGAAUGCUGUGCCUUUACAAUGGCCUUACUAUAUCAGCCUGGAACUCCCUGGACGUGAUCACUGUGGAACUCUAUCCAACAGACAGGAGGGCGACUGGGUUUGGAUUCUGCAAUGCGCUCUGUAAAUUGGCAGCAGUGCUUGGAAACCUGAUAUUCGGCUCGCUGGUUGGCAUCACCAAGGCCAUCCCCAUUCUACUAGCGUCCACCGUCCUGGUCGUGGGCGGCCUUGUGGGACUCCGGCUUCCGGACACGAGAGCCAACGUGCUCAUGUAACCAGCCGAGCCCUGAGGACCUGCUUCCAGGUGCCUCACUCACGGGCUGUAGAGGUGCAAAAGGGUUAGAUACUCAGCAGAUCAAAGAAACUACUCACAUCUCUUAAUGUUUUAAAUACCGUCCCAGCAGAUCCACUUUGGGAUUGAAGAGAACAAGAAUUAAACAGUCACCAAUAUUACCCAUUCUAGGUCAGCCUAUUCUCCAUUUUUGACGCCACCAUGUCUAUGUGAUUUAUUAACAUUCAUUAAGUGAGCCACUGUAUUGUGUUAAGAAAGCACCCACAGUAACCCUCAAACUUCUCAAACCACUCCUACCACUGUAUUCUUAUUGUGUCUUGUGAUGUUUAAAUACAUCACACAGGCUAGGGGUUGAGUAUUAAACACAUUACAGCUCACUUGUGAAAUGCAGUCUGAUGCAAAUCUAGUAGAGGUGGAUGGUACAGUAUAUAGACAUAUAGCAGUGUAUCGAGGAAUAGGAUACCAGAUUACAUUAUCAGCCACAGACUGAAUACAGAUACACCCCCUCAGCCAUCACCGGCCUUUUCAAAACCUUAAGUCUGAUAUCUUUGAGAAUCAAACUGCGAAUAUCUGAGCCUUUUGCACCAGAUUACAUUUUAAGAUGGAAAAGGCCAUAGUAAAUAGAAAUGCAGUUCCAUAUUCAUAUCUCAACUGUGUGCCAUUUUAAAAGUAUGAUUUUGUUUCUGCUUUUUUGUUUGUAUAAUAGUAGAAAUAAUUCUAAACACCAAUGCAUUGGAGGGAACACACAUUAGACUUGUCUUCUGACACCUUCAUUGUUUCCCUGUUAAGCAAGCUUGUUGUUAAGAGCUUCCUCUGUCAAGGAAUGCAUCUUUAUGCAUAUUCUGUACCGAAUGCUUCUGAAGUGGCAGUACCUGUUGUAUAAGCCAUUCACCUGCGCAUAUUUUAAAACACUAAAUGGCCUUUUUAAUGCUGUGCCUGUUUCAUUUAGAAGCCUUUAAUAUUAAGGAAUAGCGUCUUUGUUUUUUUUAGAUCUCUUAUAAUGAUUUUUUUUUUCAUGCAGUGCCAAAUCCAAGCUUAUUAACAAUUCACGUUCUACAUGUCUUCAUGUUUACAAAAAUGUAUGAAUUCCUAAUCAGUAUGAAUAAGGUUUUACCAGUCGGAGCUCUCGUGACUCUGAUUCUACUGUAGUACCCGUCACUUCUCUGUAACAUACAACCUCUCUGUGCAAUAUACCUGUUAUGUCUGUGUCCUGCUGUGUCCAGCUGAUCUGAUUGAGAUCAGUCGAUUGAAUGGCACGUUAUCAAGCAUAGGAAUGGGCCAGUAGGUACAUAGUAGCCUACUAAUCCCUAAAUCUACCCCCUACCCCUAAACCUAAUGUCUACCAAUAAACCUAACUGUGUUACUAUUAAAUUAAUUUUUACUAGUAUUUUAACACUGUUUUUCGCGCCCUCUAGCGGCUACUACACCCGACGCCCAUAAAUCGCUUGAUCCGGAUCUACUCUACCAGUUAGUAAGCUAGAAGGUACCUACCUACUGGCCCAUUCUUAUGGGAUGAUUUUUGCUUGAUAACGACCCAUUCAAUCGAUUGAUCUCAAUCAGAUCGGGUGCAGAGUCUGUCUGUUGUUUUUGUGUUUGUAGCUACUAUAAGAACCGUACCGCAACUGUAACAAUUAUCUUUCUGAUAUAUGUCAACUCUGGUUUGCUUGCAAAGACCCAUUGCCAGGAUUUUUAAUUUUUUAUUUUAUUUAUUUAUUUAUUAAUAAUUAGCAUACCUAUUUUACAGAAACCUUUGAAUGAUGUCUGAAUUAAAUACUAUUAUAUAGACAUAGGAACACUGUAGUGCCACAAUGGCUAUAGCGGCGCUGUCAUUUUGAAUUCAAUUGAUUACAUUCUCAACUCCUUUCUGUUUCUUCCUCUUGUGACCGACAUUCAAUUACAAAUGUCUUUACGCUUUGUUGACCUUGGUCAUUACUAUACUGAAGUAAUUUCACAACCUCCAAGAACGCCUUCAUUCGGAACACUGAAAGUCAAAUUGCUUGUUGCUUCGGUCGAAAUAAGUCUCUCACAACCACUGCUGUUGUUCAAACAUAAAAACAGCAACACAGGCGCGCACACACACGCACCGACUCACACAGACACACUCAUAAACACAGCCACACACAUUUUCUGUUGUGAAAUUUCUUCAAGCUGAUUAAAACUGACGUGGAUAAAAACAAUCUCGUUGGUGUUAAAAUUGCCAUUUAUAAUGAUAUGUGGUACGUAUGCAGGAGGCGGCAACAGUUAGUGAGGGUACUGAAAUAGUCCAGGGGUGUUCACUUACAGCUAGGACUGUGAUUCACAUUGUCUUGUAAGAAUGUUUUAUUUUCUUCUUUUUCAUAAAUAUUGUGUGUGUGUGUGUCUAUAU